Messenger RNA from Sinocyclocheilus grahami, 1997 nucleotides. Its product is annotated as myb-related transcription factor, partner of profilin-like. The transcript has 2 exons. The record is from RefSeq and is a predicted model, not a curated record. Gene Ontology annotation, cellular component: nucleus. The coding region runs from base 90 to 1343 and encodes 417 amino acids. NCBI's taxonomy places the organism in Eukaryota, Metazoa, Chordata, Actinopteri, Cypriniformes, Cyprinidae.
AUGUCAGUAUUAGCACAAAAGGCCAUUAGUGCCAUAUUGACCAUUGCAACAAAAGCCAAAAAAUGUACUUGGUGCACUUUUGAAUAGAAAUGCAAAAACUAGUAUUGUGUUAUAUAAAUAUUUGCCUUUUAUUUAAAGACAGGGGUGUGUCUUCAGCAUUAGCUGCAGGAGGUGUAGGGAAAAGGAAGAGCCGCUUUAGCGGGGCAGAGCUGGAGGUCUUGGUAUCAGAGGUGACUCGGUGUGAGGGGGAGCUGUUCGGUCCAGCAGGGAGGCUCCGGCGCAGAGAAAGAGAGCGCAUUUGGGCUGGCAUACUUGAGCGUGUCAAUGCUGUGUCUAGAGUACCUCGGACUCUGAGAGAAGUGAAGAAACGCUGGGAUGACCUGAAGAGACGUAAUGGUGGUAGACUGGCUGAUGCAAGGCACCGCACCUGCUACCUACCAUCAAGCAGAGGGGCUGCAAUUUUGGGAAGGCCGACCCAAGUCAGUCCCAGGCUCCAGCAAUCUCGGCAAAAGCAGAGCACCAGAGGAAAAGCCAGUUUCAUGUGUUUGUCAGACACUGAUCCAGUUACAGUUGGAGAUAGUUCUGAAAGAGAUGGUUUCGAAAAGGACGAUGAAGCUGGUGAGCAAGAAGGUGAAGAUGGAGAUGAUUGUGAGGGUGUGGAGAACAGCAUGGAGGAUAAAUUGGGUUUGGGCUUGGGUCUUGGAAUAGUACCACCUCCAACAUCAGAACGCUGGCUACCUCCUUCACCCCUUUACAGUGCCCCGUUCCUAAACGGCACUCCUCAACCAAGCCCAGAACCAUCUUUAGGGACCCACCAGGGCCCACUGGAGCCCCCUCCACCACACACUUCCUGGCUGGAAGAUGAACUUCGUGGGCUGGGAGAAGCAGCCAUGAAGCUUGGAGAUCGCAUGGAGCAGAACCUGCGCGAGUUUGGAGAAGGCUUCAGAUGUGAUAUGCGGACGCUUGUGGCUUCGCAAGAGGCCCUUACAAGUAGCUUGCAGCAGAAUAAUGUACUUUUGCAACGUCUGUUGGGUCUACUUGAGAUGCAGCAUCAGCCGCCUCAGCAACAAAUUCCACAACAGCAACUACAGCAACAGCAACAACAAUUACAGCAACCUGCACAGCAUCAACAGCAACAGGAACCUCCACAACAGCAGCCUUAUGAACCAAUGUUAUUGCCACAGCUAGAGCAGCAAAUCCCAGCAACUGUUCCACCUCUGCCACCACCUCCAGAUAUUUUAGAUGGUACUCGGCACACUGAACCACCGAAUGACAUAAAUGGAGUAACUCAACAGCCACGCCGUGGCAGAACAGUAGACCUCAGACGAAGACGCAGACGUUGAUGUUACUGUGAGAUGUGGACAAAUGAACUGUAUUCGGUUGCAGUAAAUUUAUUUAUUUAAGCAAUGUUUUAUAAGGUUAACUAGUUGCAGAUUGUGCCAUGUCAUAUUGCAGCCACAUUUUAUGUUAUGCUGGUCACAGAUAUAUAAUAAAGUGCAUAAUAGGAAUACCAAAAAGCUCAAAGCUAUAUCUAAAUCGACUUCUCCACUCUUGUUGCUGAUAGUAAAUUACUGACAUUUUAUGGAUCUGCUUGCUUAAAUUUAUAUAUAAUAACUGCAAGUUUAGAAGAAAAAAAAGGCAGGCUUAAAAACUAUUCAGUAUUCAUGCUGUGGCAUGAAUAAACAUUCAUUUUUAUUGUUUGAUUGAGGCACAGAAUAUCAGUGCAAAAUGACAUUUUACUUUUGCUACUAUCGCUGUUUAAGAAACAUCUAAAUGCUGUUUUAAGCGACAUGACAUUGCAUAGAAUCUCUGCAGUUCCUUGGAAAUAAAUGCAGUUAUCAGAAUUGCUGGCUGAUGUAGAGAUCUAAGGUCACCUGGUCACUCUGCAUGCAAUGCAAGAUAGCCAAACUGAAAUAUACUAUUUUGCAAACUUUUCACCAUGUUAACAAAAAGCACUUGUACUUGGAAAAAUGUCUGCAUAUGAACAAGUUUUAAUA